Phodopus roborovskii (desert hamster) is the source of this 960-nucleotide messenger RNA. RefSeq names its product olfactory receptor 5D13. Gene Ontology annotation, biological process: sensory perception of smell; G protein-coupled receptor signaling pathway. Gene Ontology annotation, molecular function: G protein-coupled receptor activity; olfactory receptor activity; odorant binding. The transcript has 2 exons. Bases 1 to 960 code for a protein of 319 amino acids. Gene Ontology annotation, cellular component: membrane. Lineage: Eukaryota; Metazoa; Chordata; Mammalia; Rodentia; Cricetidae. The record is from RefSeq and is a predicted model, not a curated record.
AUGGAAAUUUUCAUUUUUCUCCAUAGCACUCAAAAAAACAAGACAUCUGAGGUUACCUUUAUCCUUGUGGGCUUCUCAGAAUAUCCAGAUCUCCAGGUACCACUGUUCCUCCUCUUCCUGACAAUAUACACAGUCACUGUGCUGGGGAACCUGGGCAUGAUUGCCAUCAUCAGGCUCAGCCCCAAGCUCCACACCCCCAUGUACUUUUUUCUUAGUCACCUGUCCUUUGUGGAUUUCUGUUACUCCACUGUCGUGACUCCCAAACUCUUAGAAAACUUGAUUGUGGAAGACAGAAGGAUUUCCUUCACAGGCUGUGUCAUGCAAUUCUUCUUUGCAUGCAUAUUUGUAGUAACAGAAACAUUCAUGUUGGCAGUGAUGGCCUAUGACAGGUUUGUGGCAGUGUGCAACCCUCUGCUCUACACAGUGGCUAUGUCUCCGAAGCUCUGUUGGUCACUAGUUGCUGCAUCAUACUCAUGGGGUAUAACCUGUUCUUUUGUAUUCAUACACUUUAUGUUAACCUUGUUGUUCUGUGGGACCAAGUUCAUAAAUAACUUUGUGUGUGAGCAUGAUGCCAUUGUUGCUGUAUCCUGCUCUGACCCCUACAUUAGUCAGAAGGUCAUUUUCAUCUUUGCCACUUUCAAUGAACUAAGCAGUCUGAUGAUCAUUCUUACCUCUUAUGUUUUCAUUGUCACAACUGUCAUGAAAAUGCCUGCUUCUGGAGGACGCUACAAAGUCUUCUCUACCUGUGCCUCCCAUCUCACAACCAUCACCAUUUUCCAUAGCAUUAUCAUCUGUCUUUACUGUGUUCCCACUACCAAAAGCUCUUGGCUUCUGGUCAAAGUGGCCUCAGUCUUCUACACAGUCAUCAUUCCCAUGCUGAACCCACUGAUAUACAGCCUCAGGAACAAGGAUGUGAAAGAUGCAGUUAGGAAGCUAAUAAGCUCCCAUUCAUCACCAUAA